Molecule: messenger RNA, 2764 nt
Organism: Botrytis cinerea B05.10
Lineage: Eukaryota; Fungi; Ascomycota; Leotiomycetes; Helotiales; Sclerotiniaceae
Exons: 5
Coding region: 99-1883 (594 amino acids)
Biological process (GO): 'de novo' IMP biosynthetic process
Cellular component (GO): cytosol
Molecular function (GO): IMP cyclohydrolase activity; phosphoribosylaminoimidazolecarboxamide formyltransferase activity
Source: RefSeq, a predicted model, not a curated record
GACUGACCUGUUGCCCCGCGUUGAAUCGUAAUUUGUAACAAACUUCAUCGUUUGAUUCAAAAUCUCCAGAUUUUUAUUGAUUUAUUAAAUAAAGCACAAUGUCUGCCCAAAAGACUGCUAUCAUUUCUGUCUAUGACAAGAAGGGGCUUCUUGACUUGGCCAAGGGUUUGAUCAAGCAGAAUGUUCGUCUUCUUGCUUCAGGUGGGACCUCUAAAAUGAUUAGAGAGUCUGGUUUCCCAGUCGAAGAUGUUUCCGCAAUCACUCAUGCCCCAGAGAUGUUGGGUGGUAGAGUCAAGACACUCCAUCCAUCAGUUCACGCCGGUAUCCUUGCUCGCGAUCUUGCAUCCGACGAAAAAGAUCUCGCAGAGCAAAAUAUCGACAAAGUUGACUACGUCAUCUGCAAUCUUUACCCUUUCAAGGAGACAAUCAACAAGAUUAAUGUUACAAUCCCUGAGGCUGUCGAGGAUAUUGAUAUUGGAGGAGUUACUUUGAUCAGAGCUGCUGCCAAAAACCACACUCGCGUCACAAUCUUGACCGACCCAGGAGAUUAUCCAGAAUUCUUGGAAGAACUUGAGAAGGGUGAUGUCACAGAGCGCAGCAGAAAGUUGUAUGCAUUGAAGGCAUUUGAACAUACUGCAGAUUAUGACGCUUCCAUCUCGGAUUAUUUCCGUAAGCAAUAUGCUGGAGAGGGUGUACAACAACUUGCUUUGAGAUAUGGUGCCAACCCACACCAAAAGCCUGCUCAAGCUUAUGUCAGUGAGGGGCCCAUGCCAUUCAAGGUUCUUUGUGGCUCUCCAGGAUAUGUCAAUCUUCUAGAUGCUCUUAAUGCAUGGCCUUUAGUCAAGGAGCUCAAGGCCGCCCUUGGUCACCCAGCAGCGGCCAGUUUCAAGCACGUCUCACCUGCAGGCGCUGCUAUCGGUGUUCCUCUCACAGCUGAUGAGCGCAAAGUCUACAUGGUCGAUGACAUUGCUGGCUUAGAGAACUCUCCUUUGGCUCAGGCAUACGCACGUGCCAGAGGUGCAGACCGAAUGAGCAGUUUCGGAGAUAUGAUUGCAUUGAGUGAUAUCGUUGACGUUCCAACUGCCAAGAUUAUUUCAAGAGAAGUUUCGGAUGGUGUUAUUGCUCCAGGCUUCGAGGAUGCUGCCCUUGAAAUUCUGAGAAAAAAGAAGGGUGGUAAGUACCUUGUCCUCCAAAUGGACCCCGACUUCACCCCACCUACUCAAGAGACAAGAACCGUUUAUGGUAUCAAUUUGAGCCAACGCCGCAACGAUAUCGUCAUUUCACCCAAGUCAUUCUCUUCUAUCAUCACACCAAAAGAAUCCGCCCCUCUUUCCGACUCAGCUGUCCGAGACUUGACAGUGGCUACUAUCGCAUUGAAAUACACACAAAGUAACUCUGUUUGCUACGCUCUAAAUGGUCAAGUUAUUGGCUUGGGAGCUGGUCAACAAUCUCGCAUUCAUUGCACCAGACUUGCCGGAGAUAAGGCCGACAACUGGUGGUUGAGGUUUCACCCACGUGUUUUGGGUAUCAAGUUCAAGACUGGUACCAAGCGCCCUGACAAGAGCAAUGCAAUUGAUCUCCUCGUCAGUGGGGAAUUGCCAAAAUCUGGUCCAGAGCGUGAAGGAUAUGAAGGGUUCUUUGAUGAGGUUCCUGCCGAGUUCACUGAACAGGAGAGAGAAGAAUGGAUGUCGAAACUCACUCAAGUUGCAGUUUCCAGUGAUGCAUUUUUCCCAUUCAUCGACAAUGUCUACCGUGCUGCAAGAUCAGGUGUUAAGUACAUCGCUGCACCAAGUGGCAGUCAAAAUGAUUCAUAUGUCUUUGAAACUGCUGAAAAGCUUGACAUCACAUUUGUCGAGCAAAGCAUUCGUUUGUUCCACCACUAAACUGCCUAUUCCGUAAGGUUCGGGAUAGAGAGCGGACAUUGCAAGGUUGGAAACCUUGCUUCAACCCAUUUGAGGGGAAAAUUAGAGAUACCCUACCAUAGAAACGACCCACAGGGCGUAACGUGAUAUGAAAAUUCAACAUUUAUGACAAUUUUUUCAAUUGAGCUACCUUCCACAAUUUCUUCUUUGCUACCAUUAUCUAUGGAGUAUCUAUAUGUAGUAUAAUCCACGUGCAUAAUCAGAGUAAGACAAACUCAUCGAAUUCUUGCGACUUCCUGAAACGUUGGAUUGGGCAGGAAAUGAUACGACCGUUUUUGCCGACCCAUUGGCCCAGACAUGCAGCCAUGACUUUCAACUGGAAACAUGAAUCUGCAACAUGCAAUGGACUUUUUUUUAGAACAUUAUUAUAUCAUCUGAGGUAUGGCAAUGCUGAAAAGGCGUUUGUAGAUCGUAGGUGUCGCUUUUGACUGGUGCGUUCAACACCACCUGAGAGGGUAGAUGAUGGGCGAACAGAGUCAGCACUAGAAUUGCAGCAUCUCUUGUGCAGCAGCCAGUGUGAGGCAUGUUCGUACGGGUAACUGCUUACCCAGCAUUCAACUCAGAUGGGUUACGGACUUUGGGGGAAGAGCCUAUUCAUGCUUAUGAUAUAUUUUAUUGCCAUCAUUAUUGUUGUUAUCGUUACAUCUAGAUUUCUAAUGGAGCGGGUGAGCGGGAAGGCGUCUGGAUUGUGGUUUGUCUCCGGUCUUUUUAAAAUAGAAACGAGGGAAAUAUGUUGGAAUUGAUUGCAUGGAUUGAAUGAAAAAUUUCUCUCGACAAAAUGAUUUGAAUUGAUAAUUUGAUUUAAUCAAUUUUCUAUUGUUUUGCGGCCAGUAAUACUAAUA